AUGUUGGAUGAAUUUCCUGUGAAGUUCAAGGAAAAUGAAGGGUGUAAGACACCAGCAAGUAACAAUUUGCUAUCAAUCGGAAAAGGAGAAAAAUUGGAUGAUGAGAAACGUGAAACGUUUCACACAUUCAUUGCCAAAGGAUUAUUUCUGAGUAAGAGAGCAAGAUUGGAUAUUGCUCCAACUAUUUCAGUACUUUCUACAAGAGUACAGAAACCAAAUGAAACUGAUUGGAAGAAGCUAGUGAAGCUGAUGUAUUAUCUGAAUGGAACAAAGGGAAUGCACCUGACGCUGAGUGCAAAAGAUUUACGAACUUUCAAAUGGUAUAUUGAUGCAUCAUUUGCAGUUCAUCCAGAUUUCAGAAGUCACACUGGAGGUGUAUUGACUAUGGGUGAGGGAGGAUUGCAAAUAAUCUUGAAGAAGCAGAAAUUGAACAGUCAAAGUUUGACAGAAGCCAAAUUGAUUGGUGACAAUGAUGCUGCAACACAGAUAUUGUGGACAAAAUUGUUUGUGGAAGCACAAGGUUAUCCUGUUGAAGAGAACAUCCUAUACCAGGGUAACAAGAGUCCUAUUCUAUUGGAAAAGAAUGGACGUGAUAGUGCCGGAAAGCGAAGCCAAGCUUUGAACAUUCGAUAUUUCUUUAUGACUGAUCAAGUCAAGAAAGGAAAUGUGACUAUUGAAUAUUGUCCAACUGAAAAGAUGUGGGGAGAUUUCAUGAGCAAACCUCUACAGGGACAAAAAUACUUGAAAAUCAGAUCAUUUAUUCAAGGAGAACAAGAUUAG
Molecule: messenger RNA, 780 nt
Organism: Cylindrotheca closterium
Lineage: Eukaryota; Bacillariophyta; Bacillariophyceae; Bacillariales; Bacillariaceae
Source: the annotation of a GenBank genome assembly